Molecule: messenger RNA, 1578 nt
Organism: Cyphellophora europaea CBS 101466
Lineage: Eukaryota; Fungi; Ascomycota; Eurotiomycetes; Chaetothyriales; Cyphellophoraceae
Exons: 1
Coding region: 1-1578 (525 amino acids)
Cellular component (GO): RNA polymerase II transcription regulator complex; nucleus
Molecular function (GO): DNA-binding transcription activator activity, RNA polymerase II-specific; transcription cis-regulatory region binding
Source: RefSeq, a predicted model, not a curated record
AUGGCUGGCAGCGCUGGAUCAACCCCUACGGCCAUGUCGCCGCCGGCCACAGCCGAUAUCAAGCCUACUAUCAUACGUCGCCCCUCACUUAUCAUGAAACCUGCUCAGACCCCUCCCGCAGGCUCCCCACCACCAAACAGUGCAGGUACAAUGAGCUUGACCUCAAAGGAAUGGAUCAUUCCUCCCCGUCCUAAGCCCGGACGCAAACCAGCAACAGAUACGCCACCAAGUAAACGGAAAGCACAGAACAGGGCAGCUCAGAGGGCGUUCCGGGAGAGGCGGGCGGCACGUGUCAAUGAGCUGGAAGAUCAGAUCAAGCAGAUCGAGGAUGAGAACGACAGAGAGACUGAUGCGCUCCAUUCUCAAGUCGCACAUUUGGAGAAAGAGGUGGAGCAGUAUAGAACAGAUCUAAACACAUGGGCUGAGCGGUGUCGGAGGCUGGAAGCUGAGCUGAGCAAUCUCAGAUCCUCUCGAAGCCCGCAGAAAACGACGAGUCACGCGGGUGACACGAGCGUGGGUUGCGGCAAAUGCACCCUCGAGUCAAGGUGCCAGUGUAUCGACGAUGCUUUCGAUACGCUGGGGGCGCAGGCUCAAUCUACAGCCGAGAAGCGACCACGUUCACCUGCACCGACCGGCUCAGGAAAGCGGAUCAAAACCGAACCGCGAGAGUCCCUCGAGAUCGACUUUACCGCCAUGUUUUCCAGACCCUCCACUUCCCGGGCCGAGGAUAUCUCACCUUCGUCCGCCACCGUCGUCGCUGACCCUUGCGGCUUCUGCUCCGAUGGUACGCCUUGCAUUUGUGCCGAGAUGGCUGCUGAGCAGGAAGCGGCACGUUCUGCUACCCACCCCCCCCAACCAACUGCCACUCGCCUCCCCCGUCUCUCACAAUUCACUCCACCCCCAUCAGAAGGCGACGUAUCCAUGCCCUCAACCUCUAUCCCAGCCAGCGAAGUGUCUUCCACAAACCCUUGCGCAAACGGCCCCGGCACCUGCGCACAGUGCAAGGCAGACCCCAACAGCACCCUCUUCUGCAAGUCUCUCGCCGCCUCCCGCUCGCAGUCUCAGUCACAGCCUCUCUCUGGCGGUGGCUGCUGCGGUGGCCGCGAUCGUGCAGGCGGCUGCUGCCAGUCCCAAUCGCAGCCCUCAGACGAUCCCGCCACAGCCGCCGUUCCCCUCCCGCCACGGAGCCGCAAGACGCGCUCAUCAGCACGCUCUGCAGCCGCUCCAGCAUCUCCAGCGCGAGCAUCGUCCACGUCGACCACAGCGGCAGCGGCAGGAGCACCACACCGCACCGUCACCCUCACUUGCGCCGACGCGUACACCACGCUCUCGCGCCACCCAGCGUACGAGCGCGCGUCGGCCGAGAUCACGAGCUGGAUGCCAAAGCUGCACGCAUCCGACAGUCCCGCGCCAAUGAGCGGGCGGGCUGCGGCGAUGGAGGUGGGCGAGGGUAAAGGGGGCCGGGGUCGAAGCGCGGCUGUGACAGCCGAGCCACCCCGGCCGGCGAUGGAGAUCGAUGCCGCGAACGUGAUGGCGGUACUGCGCGAUUUCGAUCGUAGGUUUGGCCGAAAUGGGUAG